Aspergillus ruber CBS 135680 is the source of this 2150-nucleotide messenger RNA. RefSeq lists its product as uncharacterized. Bases 109 to 1989 code for a protein of 626 amino acids. The record is from RefSeq and is a predicted model, not a curated record. The transcript has a single exon. NCBI's taxonomy places the organism in Eukaryota, Fungi, Ascomycota, Eurotiomycetes, Eurotiales, Aspergillaceae.
CCGCGUAUUUGAAAACAUGCAAAAUAACAUGGACCCUGACGCUGGGUUUCAAAACCCUGCGAUGUCAGUCAAUAUGGUUGAGGAUAGUUCAGGCUUGUUACAACCAAAAUGCGACUCCAGACUGCUUUGCUAGGCUCUAUCGCCUGGGCCCAGGCUAUUGUUCACGGCAAUCCAACCCUCAGCCACCGAAAUGAUAUUGUACCACCACAACCCGAGCCCAUAACUAUCACGGAGCUUCCACUGCCCCCGGUCGCUCCUAAUACGAAGCCAGGCUCCUGCACCCACAAUACAGGCUGCCUCGACCGGACCUCCUCCCAACAAAGCGGAAACUUUCUCCCAGAUGGCAACCAUGUCGUUAUCAGCGCGAACUUCACUGGUGCCCCAGCAUCUCCGAACCCAGCAAGCAUUUAUACCGGUAUCCAAUUGAUUCUAGUUAAAACUGACAACACGACCUUCCCGAACGGCGACCCCUGGAAAUGCGUUACCUGCGGGGUACCGAAGAACAAUCGCGUGGGAAGUACCGAGUUGCUUUCGUAUCCACAGGCAUUCAAUGAUGGGAAGCGGGUGCUUGUGGAGGCAAACAUCGUGAGCUGUGGGGAUGAAUUACUAACUAGUGAGGAAUGCACCCCUGAAAAGGUCCAUAUCUAUCCCAUCCGAUGGGACAACAAAGCCGAUGGGUCAGGACCUGGCGGCACGAUUCGGGAACUGCGCAUUCAUCCAGAUAACUUACACAUCGGCUUCAACUCCUUCGGAAUCUUAAAUGGGAAGAUUGAUGAGUACGGAUACUUCAGUCGAUUGCGAUUCAACCCAUCUCCGAAAUCUGGUACCCCUCGUGUCCCUCGCUAUGAGCUCGUUAACGUGACUGUCCUCUUCAACAAAGAUACUUCACUACCAUUUACCGUAAAUGGCAGCGACCUCAUCUUUAAGCCAGAUACAAUCACCGUCGGCGAAUUCCGCGGCUUCACAGGCUCCGGUAAGGAAGUCACCUACGUCGGCAGCCCGGUUGAAUCAUGCAACAUCGAUCUCUUCGCCGCAGACCUAAAGACUGGCAAAGUACGCCGACUAACCAGCCACCCUGAAUACACGGAUCCCAUUGACGUCUCUCCAGACGAUAAAUGGCAAGUCAUCCUCGACACCCGCGAGACGGGCCGCCAGAUGUUCCUGGCUGGACUACGCGGUAUCCCCCCAGUCACAGACAUGGCAUCUGUAACUGUCACAGCAUCAACGCGAAACAACGGCGCAAGACGUUUCUUCGAGCCCUGGCUUCUCGACCACGAUGGUGAUCGCGGGACGUAUUUUGGGCAGAAGAUUAAUGCCGGUGGUGAUGAGAGCCCGGGGAGUAUUAACGAUCCGAAUUGGAAUGCUGGUGCGGACCCGAGGUGGUCGCCUGACGGGACUCGGAUCGUGUAUUUUCAGAAUCUUGUGCAGGAGCCUGCGUGCGGGGGAAGGAAUCCGCUCCCGUGCCCGAAGUCGACGGAGCAGGGUGGUAGGACGAGUAGGGUUAUGCUCGCACAUUUGACAAGUCGGGAGCCUAUCAAACAGCAGCAUGUUGAGCCGGUUUCUGAUGAGGUUCCUUGGGGUACACCGUAUACACCCGGUGAUGAGAUGCCUAAGCGAACAUACCCAGGUGCCGGUAAUUACACUCUCAAGGGCAAGAACUCUGGCUCUGCGAGUGUAUCUAUUAUCUACGGCACCAGUAACCUAUCCAUCAUGACCGUCGGAGCUACAUAUCACGAUUUCUCUGAUGACGGAUUGAGCUUCAUCAGCGGUUCUGAGAAGGUCAAGUCUACACCGCUGUCUGUUACUUUGAACCGGGUAGAUUGGUUUUCAGAUAUUGUGUCGACGGGUGAACAGAAGGGUACCAAAAAGACUGGUCCCGGAGGCUUUCAUUUGGAGAUUGAUGCGAUGACGAAUAUAUUCAAUGCGAAUGGAACGCUGACGACGACGAUUGAUGGCGAGGUGUUUAAGCAGCCGGCCAAUGGCACUUAAGUCUUGAUGUCAGUACAUAGCAAGUUGAGCCAAUAUGACAAACUCUGCACCAAAAUAACUAAAUAACUUCGCGUGUGGCUUCUCCAACUUCUCUAUCCAAGAAUUGGCAAGACUCAUAAUUUCACAGUGGAUCCGUCCACUGCUUAAGAGAAUGGGAGCCC